Messenger RNA from Microplitis demolitor, 489 nucleotides. RefSeq lists its product as uncharacterized. NCBI's taxonomy places the organism in Eukaryota, Metazoa, Arthropoda, Insecta, Hymenoptera, Braconidae. Bases 1 to 489 code for a protein of 162 amino acids. The record is from RefSeq and is a predicted model, not a curated record. The transcript has a single exon.
AUGGAUGAGUAUAAAACGAUAGACACACUCAUUGAGGCUAAAUGUAAUUUAGUAAAACCAGAAUAUGCAAGUGCGUCAGAAAUGAAUAAGUUUUCGUACCAGAGUUUGAUCGGAGCGUUGUUGUAUCUUGCGAUAAUUACCAAGCCAGAUAUAAUUUACGCUGUUAAUUAUUUCAGUCAAUUCAAUACCAAUUGCAAUGUCAAGCAUUGGAAAGCCGCGAAAAGGGUUUUGAGGUAUUUGAAGGGUACAAUAAACGACAGGUUGAGAUUCGAGCGAACCGGGCUAGCUCUAUUUGCUGUUGUAGAUGCUAACUGGGGAGGGGACUCACAGGAUCGUAAGUCAUGUACGGGGUAUGGAUUCAUUCUGGCGGGAUCCGUAAUUAGCUGGGAGGCGCGAAGACAGAAAACAGUGGCGCUCUUAAGUACAGAGCCAGAGUAUAUGGCGGUAGUGGAGGCUACUAAAGAGACCCUAUACUUGAAAGGCUUAUGA